GCUGCUCCUGCUAAUCGCCGGGCUGCGCGCGCGAAGUUGUGGGCAAAGUACUGGAACUGGUCUCGCUGUCGCGGCGCCGCAGAACCGGCCCGGACCAGAGACCCGGGCGCCAGGCAGACAGCGCGGCGCGAGCGCCAGCCCCUCCGUCCGUCCGCGAGCGGCGCCCGCGCCGCCUGCAUUUCCUUGGGGUAAUCAAAAAUGUUUUUAAAUAUACUGGAGAAGAGCUGAACUCCCAGCCUCCGUAUUUUCUGCUCCCCUGGCUUCGGAUGGCAUCCUGACUGCAUCAAGGCCCAGGGACCAGCUGUUCAUGAUGAGUGAUGAGAAGAACCUCGGCGUAUCCCAAAAAUUGGUCUCACCUUCAAGGAGCACAAGUAGCUGUUCCUCCAAGCAGGGAAGUCGACAGGACAGCUGGGAAGUGGUGGAAGGACUGAGGGGGGACAUGAAUUACACCCAGGAGCCUCCUGUUCAGAAAGGAUUUUUACUGAAAAAGCGGAAAUGGCCCUUAAAAGGCUGGCACAAGAGAUUCUUCUACUUGGACAAAGGAAUCUUGAAAUAUGCCAAGAGCCAAACCGAUAUCGAGAGAGAGAAGCUGCACGGCUGCAUUGAUGUGGGGCUGUCAGUGAUGUCCGUAAAGAAGUCGUGUAAGUGCAUCGACCUUGACACCGAGGAGCACAUCUACCAUCUGAAGGCGAAGUCAGAAGAAGUCUUUGAUGAGUGGGUAGCCAGACUCCGUCACCACAGAAUGUAUCGUCAGAAUGAAAUCGCCAUGUUUCCACGGGAAGUGAAUCACUUUUAUCCAGGGCCCACCAUCACAGAUUCUGCGCCUGGGACAUUUGACUCCAUUUCCAGUAGGAAGCGUAGCAGUAUAUCAAAGCAGAAUUCGUUUCAAACUGGAAGCAAUUUAUCAUUUUCUUAUGGUGGUGAGGCGCGAGUUCCAUUAUGGCUACAGUCUUCAGAGGACAUGGAAAAAUGCUCAAAAGACCUGGCACACUGCCAUGCCUAUCUGGUGGAGAUGAGCCAGCUCCUGCAAAAUAUGGACGUCCUGCAUCGGACGUACUCGGCGCCUGCCAUCAAUGCCAUACAGGGUGGCGCUUUUGAAAGUCCCAAAAAGGAAAAAAGAUCGCACAGGAGGUGGCGGUCCAGAGCUAUUGGCAAAGAUACUAAAGGAACGCUCCAGGUCCCUAAACCUUUCUCUGGCCCUGUGAGACUACAUUCCUCCAAUCCUAACUUGUCAACACUAGAUUUUGGAGAAGAGAAAAAUUAUUCUGAUGGCUCUGAAACCUCAUCAGAAUUUUCUAAAAUGCAAGAAGACCUAUGUCAUAUUGCCCAUAAAGUUUACUUCGCUUUAAGGUCGGCUUUUAAUACCAUAUCGACAGAGAGAGAGAGACUGAAGCAGCUGAUGGAACAGGAUGCCUCCUCCUCCCCUUCUGCUCAGGCCAUUGGUCUGAAGCACGCUCUGUCGUCCGCCAUAGCGCAAAACACAGACCUUAAAGAACGCUUACGCAGAAUCCAUGCCGAGUCUCUGCUCCUCGACCCGCCUGCUGUUGCCAAGUUGGGUGACAAUCUAGCAGAGGAAAACUCCAGAGAUGAAAACCGAGCUCUGGUCCAUCAGCUUUCCAAUGAAAGCAGGCUCUCCAUCACUGACUCCCUUUCGGAGUUUUUUGAUGCACAGGAAGUUCUGUUGUCUCCAAGCUCUUCAGAAAAUGAGAUUUCUGAUGAUGAUUCAUACGUCAGUGACAUAAGUGAUAACCUUUCCUUAGACAACCUUAGUAAUGAUUUAGAUAAUGAAAGACAGACCUUGGGGCCUGUCCUCGAACAUGGUGAGGGAGUGAGGUCCCAGAGAAGGACGUGCCUGCCCGCUCCGGGUCCCAACACCAGCAACAUCAGCCUGUGGAACAUCCUGCGCAACAACAUCGGGAAGGACCUGUCCAAGGUGGCCAUGCCUGUGGAGCUGAACGAGCCCCUGAACACCUUGCAGAGGCUCUGUGAGGAGCUGGAAUACAGCGAGCUGCUGGACAAGGCGGCACGGAUCCCUAGCCCGCUGGAAAGGAUGGUGUAUGUGGCAGCCUUUGCCAUAUCCGCAUAUGCGUCCAGCUACUACAGAGCUGGGAGCAAGCCGUUUAAUCCAGUCCUUGGAGAAACCUACGAGUGUGUUCGAGAGGACAAGGGCUUCCAGUUUUUUGCGGAACAGGUCAGCCACCAUCCACCUAUCUCUGCAUGUCACGCUGAGUCUGGAAAUUUUGUUUUCUGGCAAGAUGUGAGGUGGAAAAACAAAUUUUGGGGCAAAUCCAUGGAAAUUGUUCCAAUCGGCACAACCCACGUGACUCUCCCGGCCUUUGGAGAUCAUUUUGAGUGGAACAAGGUGACCUCUUGCAUCCACAACAUCCUGAGUGGGCAGAGGUGGAUUGAGCACUAUGGCGAGAUUGUCAUCAACAACCUGAACAACGAUUCCUGCCACUGCAAAGUGAACUUCAUAAAGGCAAAGUACUGGAGCACCAAUGCCCACGAGAUCGAAGGCACAGUGUUCGACCGCAGCGGACAGGCGGUGUACCGGCUGUUUGGGAAGUGGCACGAGAGCAUCUACUGCAGCGGCGGCGCCUCCUCGUCCACGUGCAUCUGGAGAGCAAAUCCCAUGCCAAAAGGCUACGAGCAAUAUUAUGGCUUCACACAGUUUGCAUUAGAGUUAAAUGAAAUGGACCCAUUGUCAAAGUCUUUAUUACCACCUACUGACACUCGAUUUAGACCAGACCAAAGGUUUCUGGAAGAAGGGAACAUAGAGGAAGCUGAGGCACAGAAGCAGAGGAUUGAGCAGCAGCAGAGAGAAAGGCGGCGGGUCUUAGAAGAAAAUAACAUGGAGCACCAGCCGCGGUUUUUCAGGAAAUCCAGUGAUGACUCUUGGGUGAGCAACAGCACCUACUUGGAACUUAGAAAAGAUUUUGGUUUUUCCAAAUUGGAACAUCCUGUCUUGUGGUGAAAAGCAAAGAAGGGUACUGUCGUGUACUUCUCCCAUGUUUGCUUCUGGAAGCAGCACAACUGUGUCUGUAUAUGUAAAAGAUAUUACCCAGAGUAAUCACUUGUGCUUAGCUUAACGUUGUAAGUAUUGAAGUAUAUAUUUUCUUCGGUGGGUUUCUUUGCAAUUUCAAAUGUUAUCAUGACUGUUUAUAUGAAUGUGGAACACCUUGGUAUUUCUUUUUAUAUAUAAACUGUUUAAUAAAAAUGAAAGAUUGAAUGUUAAUGUGUGGAUUAAAGAAGAAGCUUUAACACUAAUUUCCCAAAGGUUAGGGAAAAUUCAAAUUAAAUUCAUGCCUUAUAAAAUUAUGUUGGAGGAAAAAAAAUCAACCUCUCCCAGGUGCAUUAAGGAAUAAGAACACCCAGAGUUACUCACACACUUGGAAGCUACCAAGUUUAAUUUGGUAGCUGAGACAUCUUUUUGCCUCAGACAGCUCUUGAAUUGCUCAUACAGAACAAUUCUGCUGGUGCUGGAGUCUGAAGAAUAUUUCCAUUUGCAUUUUAGUGAUGAAGGGGAUGGCAGAAGAUAGAAUGUAUGUUUUUAUAUAAGACGGAUGCGGCACCUUCUGGAAGGGGAAGCAUUUGCGCUUGUCUCUCCCUGUAGUUCUGUUGCCUUAUAUGCAAAAUUAUACCCUCUGGUUGUCAUCAACCAGAGAAAUCCCCAUUGAUUUAAUGUCCUAAUGGCAUCCUGAGAGAUGGUAGGAAAUUGUUCCUUACUGAGAGCUAAAUCCUUGACAAACGAAGAAAUUAUUUCCUCCUUCCCACCCCACCCCAUCCCUAGCUUUGUGAACCAUCCUGUUUGGCCACAUGGCUGUGGAAUAUGGAAUGUCCCAGGUUACUAUAGAAUAUACAGUGCAUUCCACACAAUAGUUGGACUUUCUAAAAGUUUAGGAAAAUAACCGAUUGUUUUAACUAACUCAACAUGUUUUUCUUAAAUACUGUUCUGGUAUUUUCUACCUCUUAAUAAGCACCAUAUUUUAGAUCUUGUAUAAAAAGUUUGACCAUCUGCCUUAUAGACAAAUGUGGAGUUGAUAUGCUUCUUUUGUGUUGUCUUCUGAUAAAGCUUUAAAUGUCUUAUCCCUUUCCUACACUUCCUUCGUAUUUAUGUCACUGUGAAUUCUGCAGCAGUCUCAAUAGAUUAUACUACUGAAAGGGGAAACUUUGUAAAGUGUGUUAUUUCAAAUUACAAGAAUAUAAUUCGUGCAGUCGUUGAAAUGUAUUCUCAAAGCAUUUCCAGCUUCUGCCCAGAUUACAUUAAAACCAAAGCCUAAUUGUGAAGCCUUUUACUCAAAAGCCCAUGAAAAUACCGGCUGUGUUGAUGUGGUAAAGAAAUUUCUCUGCAAAACAUUUUUACAUAGUUAAAGAAUUUCAGAGAUGUAGAAUGCUAUGAAUGAAGAGGAAAAUAAAUAACAGAAAAAGGAUGCAUGAUUUUUCAGUGUCACACCAAAUAACCAGCUGGAUAGCAUUGCAUGUUUAAAGUGGAAAGUUAUUUAAAGUGGAAAGUUAAAGUUUUAAAGUGGAUCAGUACCCCUUUAGAGUCUAUAAGUGGCUGGCAUUUUAAAACAACUCAUUAAAUAUUGGAUUCUUUUGUUCCAUUUUAUGGAGAUGUCAAAAUGAACCCAAUGUGGGUAUCAUUUCCAUUUCUAAGCAGUUGAAUGACACCAUCCAGUUCUUUGGUGUGUGCUUUGUUCUUUUCUUUUCGAGCAUUUAUCUGAAUUCAGCUCACAGACAUGAGGAAGCACACUGUAAAUUUAAGGGUACUCAGGGGGAAAACAAAUCUAGUUUUCACAGUGUAAGAAUAAAUGUAGAAAUUUAGUGACAUUGGCUCUUAAAUAGGCCCACUUCAGAACCUGACUCAGAAAGAAAAAGAGAGGAAAAAUAAAACAUACAGCCUGAAGGAAGGUAGCUUUAUCAUGCACUAUUUAGAAAUUCUUUAAUUGUCCUAAUGCUAUUAUUUCUAUUAAUUUUAUGAUUUCUUUUGGAAUCACAAAGAUAACUGGGCCAAAUAUCACUUCUGUGGUCAUCUAACUUGCAUUCAGGGUGGAAAUGAGUACAAUUAGGUACAAAACUAUAUGCAAAUUUUGAAACCACUAGUUGUUAGUACUAGCAUCUUUAUGAAGGGCUUUUCUAAUGCAUCAUGUUAUUUGAAUCUUAAAACUUCCUUGAGGAGGACAUGGCUUUUUUCUUUCAGUUCCUUCGCACAAAAGUUCCUUUCUACCAAACCUAUAUGUCUUGAGCUUUUAUAUUUUUAAAAUAAAGAAAACAGAAACUUGAUACUUUUUGUGAAAAUUAAGGUAGAAUUUAAUUUUCUGGACUCUGAAUCUCUCUAUUCAAUAAUGCCAGUCACCACACCAUUGUAGAAACACGUUUUAACCUCUGUUUUAAUCCUAACUAUUCCAUCCCAAAUCUGUAGUAAAUCACAUAUUCUUGAAAUGGAACCUUGUGCAGGCAUCCAUAGUACACAUCGACUGUUCUCCUGUUGACUGUCCCGAACUACAGAAAAAAAUGUCUCACAUCUCCAGUGUAGCAUAGGAACAAGUGGGUUCCCUCCUCAGACCUAAAACACCCUAAGGUAGGUGUUUCCCUGAGUCACAGAUAAUAAUAAAAGCCUCAGUGCAACUUCCACCUACAGUUCACCUCCUGGAAGUGAGGUGGGUUCUGAUGCUAACUAAACAGAUGGGGCUCACUUUAGGACAAUAGCAUACUUAUCUACCAAGUACCCACAAUGUCCCAGCACCCCUACCACCUCCACACACACACACCUUUAUUUGCUUCCUGAGGGACUCUCCAAAGGAGAAAAAUACACAAACUGAUUUUUUAAAAAAAUGUUUACUUCAUUUGGACUGCUGCUUUUUGCAUAUCCUACUUUUAAUUAUUAAUUCCAAUAAAUCAAAUUCUUGGGCUUUGGGCACUGUCCUCCGUCUGUAUUAUCCAGGUUUUUGAUGAGUAAUCUUAUUUUACUACUAAAGAUGUCAUCCCUGAAAGAAAAACAUGAAAGUGUUUAUUUGGCUGUUGUGCUUUGGUGUAGGUCUACUACAUGUAUUACAUAUUAUAUUAUGGCUUCCAGUGAUUGUAGAAUUUCCUCAGACUUUUCAGUUAUGAGUAGGAGCAAUAAGAAGUUGUUCUUAUUAUCUUAAGAAUAAUAGCUACAGUAUUUUGGCAUAAUUUAUUUGAACGUCUUUAAUUUUGAUAUUAACAUCUAUUUUUGCUAGCGGAUGACAAGCUAUUUUCAUGUUCUUUAUUUUCUUCUGCAUUGUGUGAAUCUGUUACUCCCUGUUAGUCUUUCUGUGUUGGAAAUCUACGUCCCUCCAGUAUCUGAAAAUCAUGACAGUCUGAAAUGCAAAACAUUUUUGCAGACUUCGGUUUUGGUAAUGUAACAAUCAGAAGUGAUUCAUUUAUUUUAUUCAUGAUGAUUUUUAUCUUCUGUUACCCUCAGAGAAUACUUUUAAAAAAAAAAUUUGUAAGUCUUUCAUUUAACACUUUGUAAAAUUAUUUUCUGUCUAAAUUCCAUCAUCCCUCCCAUGGCCCUCCCAUGGCUUCCCAAACACUCCUGUUAAUUUGUUUGACCCCCUUAUGUAGCUAUUGCUAAUUGACUAUGAAUAAAUAACAUGGAAAAAGA
This is a messenger RNA of Chinchilla lanigera (long-tailed chinchilla), 6628 nucleotides long. It is a transcript of the gene Osbpl3, whose product is annotated as oxysterol binding protein-like 3. NCBI's taxonomy places the organism in Eukaryota, Metazoa, Chordata, Mammalia, Rodentia, Chinchillidae. Gene Ontology annotation, molecular function: cholesterol binding. The record is from RefSeq and is a predicted model, not a curated record. Gene Ontology annotation, cellular component: perinuclear endoplasmic reticulum; plasma membrane; cytosol.